CACUAUAAUCAUAGGAAUUGGUGGCAUUUCGACGAACAAGUGAGAGCUAUUUUUGUCUAAUGCAUAAUCUCGACCACAAUUUUCGUAGAGCUCUUCCUCGCUUUCUCAGAAAUCAAUUCAAAUUUCCCAAACCCUGCUCUUCUAUUUCACCUUUUCAUUCUUCUGAUGAAACCGUCGUUUCUGAUCCUAAAUUGGAUUUCAUCUUCAAAGAGGUUGAAGAGAUUCAAUCACUAAAGCCCACCACAAAAACGAAAGGGAUCACUCCAAGGGAACGAGAGAGUUCCGAGCUUCUACCGGUUGAAGCCAAGGUUCAGAUUUCACACGCAUGGCCAGAAUGGGUGGAGCUCAUGGAAUGCCUCUUAAAGACGGGCUACUUCAGAGGCAAUGGAAACCCUUUUGAUCUUGACGAACUGGGUAACAAGAAUUCAAAUAGCAUCCGAACUGCGUGCCUUAACUUUGCCCGUGAUCGACUCGAUCUCAUAAAGCACCUCUCUAGGAAGGACAUCCGGGUGGUUGUAGGGUCUGGUUGCCCAAUCAUAGACAGGAAAGUGGUCAACUCUGGAAAGCGUUUAAGAUCACAUGUGGGCAUCGAUGAAGGAAAUGUUUGCAGCUCCUGCACCUUGAGGGGAAGCUGUGACAGAGCAUAUGUGAAAGCUCGAGAGAAUGAACGUGGUCGAACUGUGGAUGUCAUGCGUAUCUUAAUAACUUAUGGUCUUGAUCCCAUUACUGGUUCAGUCGAGAACAAGUCAUGCCUAAGCAAAAGGAUUAAAGAGUCAGUUAGGAAGUUGCUGACAGAAAUGGUGAAGUUUAGCAUCAAUCUUGACUCUGGUUCUGUUAAGGGCACCAACUCCUCGAUUCUGGAACCCUCAAGUCAGCAACAAAAAGCCCAGAUUAAUGUCCCAAUGAAGCAGGGCGAUUGGGUUUGCCCAAAAUGCAAUUUCAUGAACUUUGCCAGAAACAUAAAGUGCUUGUGCUGUGAUGGGCUAUUCCAAGAAAAACUAAUGAAACUCAGGGAGGAUCAGGAUCAUCUUCCAUUGAAGAAAGGGGACUGGUUAUGUGACAAAUGUAACUUCUUAAACUUUGCCAAAAAUACAAUGUGUUUGCAAUGUAAAGAGAAGCCUACAAAUCGGCAGCUCAAUCCAGGGGAGUGGGAAUGCGAGUCAUGCAAUUAUGUCAAUUUUAAAAAGAACAUGGCAUGCCUGAGAUGCAAUUUUAAACGACCAAAGGCAUCAAGCCCAGAGUUUUCUGCUCAGCAUCAACAUGAACAUGGAAGGUUUCCCCAGGUCCAUGGUAUGAAGUUUGUUAGAGAGGAUGAUAAAGCCCAUGAUCAGCCUUCUAUCAAUUACAAGAGACAAAAUCAAAAGGACGGAGCAAAUUUCUGGACAGGUGUGGAGGAUGAUUUGCAUCAAGAUGAUGGGCCAAACACAUGGAACCAAUUCGAUUUUCAAGAUUUUCCCGUUGUGGGAGGUAAGACUCCUCUCUCCCAGAACCCACAAGAGAGGCAGAGAUGGAAACAGAAAAUGUCAAUGAGAAGCCUAAUUAUUUCAAGGCAGAGGGAAAAUGAUGCUGAUUUCAGUUCUGCUGUCUUCAAAAGAAGGGUAGAGUUUCUGGAGUCUACAGAUGAUGAGGAAAUAGUUGGGUGGUUUGGAAAGGAAAAAAUGAUCGAAACAGAUGAGUAUAAAUGUGAACCUGAGACAUGUAGACAAUGAUUAAAGAUAAUAUGUUUAUUGGUUAUAUUUUCAAUAAGAAUUGAAGGUUCAAGAGUC
Messenger RNA from Macadamia integrifolia, 1766 nucleotides. RefSeq lists its product as uncharacterized. The transcript has 6 exons. Gene Ontology annotation, molecular function: mRNA binding. Gene Ontology annotation, cellular component: cytoplasm. The record is from RefSeq and is a predicted model, not a curated record. NCBI's taxonomy places the organism in Eukaryota, Viridiplantae, Streptophyta, Magnoliopsida, Proteales, Proteaceae. Bases 60 to 1709 code for a protein of 549 amino acids.